Molecule: messenger RNA, 2856 nt
Organism: Oncorhynchus masou masou (cherry salmon)
Lineage: Eukaryota; Metazoa; Chordata; Actinopteri; Salmoniformes; Salmonidae
Product: vascular endothelial growth factor A-like
Exons: 6
Coding region: 339-1001 (220 amino acids)
Biological process (GO): positive regulation of endothelial cell proliferation; induction of positive chemotaxis; positive regulation of protein phosphorylation
Cellular component (GO): membrane
Molecular function (GO): growth factor activity; chemoattractant activity; vascular endothelial growth factor receptor binding
Source: RefSeq, a predicted model, not a curated record
GGGGCAAGACAUAACAUUAUGGGACACUGGAACGCUUUGUUAGGCACUUUAGUAAAAGUAACCUAAUUGCACUAAUCACCUUCAGAUUAGGCUAUGUCCAAGCGCUGCAUUAUAGUAUUUUACAAAAAGUCAGUCCUCCUCUGACUGCUCUUCACGGACAGCGAUAGUCAUCCAAGGUUCGCUCAAUCUGUUCUCGAUCGCGUCAUUUCUACCGUGGUCGAUAAUACGCCCAUCUCUUUACCUUGACUCAAGACUGUCAAUGCCGACAGCUACUCAGAUUCAGUGAAAUUGGUUUGUAAAAAUUUGUCUGCAAAAAAUUGAACACUUUUUCCUUCAAGAUGCACGUUCUCGUCGGCGUCUCGCAGAUUUUGGCAACUCUUAUGUUCCACUUGGCACCUACUCAGACUUCUCACUCCCCAGUGGAACCACACUCUAGAGUGAUGCUGUUCCGGGAGGUUUUGGGGCGGAGUUUGUGUCGUUCGAUGGAGCGAUUGGUGGAGGUGGAGCAGGAGUACCCUGGAGGGGUGGAAUAUAUUUUUAGCCCUGCCUGCGUGCCCCUGUGGCGAUGCGCUGGUUGCUGUGGAGACGAGAACCUGGAGUGUCACCCCACCCUCACACGUAACGUCACCAUGCAGGUGGGGGUCACUUUGUGUCAGGAGGCCACAUGUUGCCUUGGGCUACCCUCUUCCAACCUUAAAGAGAUAUAUGCUCCGGUAAAACACCCAAUGUCAGUCCACAGCUUUGAGCGCAUGGACACCUCAAUGCAUGUGUUUGUGUUGUCCUCUGUGUGUUUGUAUGUGUGUCAGUUGAUGAGGAUAACUCCGACUGAGAGGACAGGGCAGUACGUGGAGCUGACGUUUGUGGAGCAUCAGACCUGUGAGUGCAGACACAGGGAGAUGCAUUUGAAUGAGAGCAGUCCCAGAGUCAGGAUCCAUCCCAGGAGGAGGAAGCACAGGAAGAGAUCCAAAGACUGUGGCAAGUGUCAGCACCCACACAGUUAGUAGGAUACUUGGAUCCCCGUCCGCUGUCCAAUCACCACUCAGCUGUGGAAUGAAGACAGCAUAGGGGGAAUCCACACACCUACUUGUUUACCUCCCAGAUACACAGAUGCCUCAACUCAUUGUCCAUGAAAAUACACUAACCCCAAACUGCAAUUUAUACCAGAGUAAUAACAACUUUAGUUUUCUGAUACUGGAUACCCAAUAUCAGCCUUGAGAAUACUUUUACACGGAUGAUUUCCCACUGUAAUAGCAGAUACAGUAGUUCCACCUCAUGAACAUAGAGGAGAUGGACAGAGGGGUGGCAGGACAGGAGAUAACCAAUCGCCAAGGGACAAAGGGACUAAGCCGCACCUUACAGGCAGUGUUCUUGAAAAGCAGUUGGCCAAUAAAUGUAUUUAGCUUCAAUCGAGUAUGGAACAACAACGAAGAAGGCUAAAACAGAUGCAGAAUGGGUGUGGACUGAACUCGGGAGAGAACGGACACCUUCACAGUAUACCUCUCCCCAUGAUGAUGGCAUUGAGUAUGGAACAACAACGAAGAAGGCUAAAACAGAUGCAGAAUGGGUGUGGACUGAACUCGGGAGAGAACGGACACCUUCACAGUAUACCUCUCCCCAUGAUGAUGGCAUUGAGUAUGGAACAACAACGAAGAAGGCUAAAACAGAUGCAGAAUGGGUGUGGACUGAACUCGGGAGAGAACGGACACCUUCACAGUAUACCUCUCCCCAUGAUGAUGGCAUUGAGUAUGGAACAACAACGAAGAAGGCUAAAACAGAUGCAGAAUGGGUGUGGACUGAACUCGGGAGAGAACGGACACCUUCACAGUAUACCUCUCCCCAUGAUGAUGGCAUUGAGUAUGGAACAACAACGAAGAAGACUAAAACAGAUGCAGAAUGGGUGUGGACUGAACUCGGGAGAGAACGGACACCUUCACAGUAUACCUCUCCCCAUGAUGAUGGCAUUGCAUGAGAGAAUGGUCUGAACUGAAGUGCAUGAUCAAAGGGAGGGAUGGACAUACUGUAGGUUAUAUCAAGACCUGUAAUGUUUAUAUCUCUUAACUUUCAUCAGACAGAGAAGAAUAACAAAUCCACAUGGAUUCCACUGUAUUAUAUAUGAAAAUGAAAUAUAUUCAAAUGUAAAUAAGUUUAUAGCGAUCAGUGUAUCAGAAACGGCAUCUGGGAAUUACAUUUUGAGUUGUUCAUGUUAGAAUUACAUCUUUGUCUUGGGAGUGUGCUGUGUUCAUUUACUGAGUGUCAUGAUGUGUCUGACUGACUCUCUUGAAAAGGAGUAAAUAUAAGAUUUUCCUCAGGUGGGUCGUUUCGAUUGUGUGUGUGUGUCCUGAUGCCGCCCCUUGAAAACUAGUAUGUCAUGGAACAGCACACUAUGGUCUCACAUCACUGAUUCCCCAUAAAUGCCAGGUUUCCACUCGUUACCACAAACAUAAAGUCAAAAUUAGCUAUAUCGUGAAAAUUAAUGAAAACAAAAAUGUGCUUUAUGGUCAGGGUUAGUCCUAAAGUUAGGAUUAGGCAUAAGGUUAGCAGUGCGGUUAGGUUUAUGGUUACAUUUCUAACAAAUUGUAGAAAUUAGCGGGGUUUUUGCCUUUGUAUCUGUGGUAACUAGUGGUAACUAGUGACGGCCGAAAUGCCGGUACUGUGCAACCUAAGACGUUUAUAACUAAACCAAGACAGACCACAGCCUGUCUUUUCAAACGGAAACAAAUUAGACAUCGUGAGAAGAACAAGCAAGGAUGUGGCCAGAGUCGAGCACAAGCUGAGAUGAUAUUGGCUCGUUCUAGAACAUAUCUGCAUAUUUCCAUUAGGGGACGCCUCCUUUGUACAUUCUCCUUUGCACUCCUU